Molecule: messenger RNA, 732 nt
Organism: Linum tenue
Lineage: Eukaryota; Viridiplantae; Streptophyta; Magnoliopsida; Malpighiales; Linaceae
Source: the annotation of a GenBank genome assembly
AUGAAGGGUUACGUUAUGUGGGCUAUUGUUAAUAACCUCCACAAUGAUCGUGUCUCCCCUGUGAACAUACAGAGUUGGCCCUGGGAAUUCCCCGUUCACUGUCAGUAUUUGCUUCUUGUUGCACAGCCUCGUGUAGGAAGCCUCUGGGUCGCGGUUAAGGAAUGCAAGAACUUGGAUUCGUUGUUGGCAGAAGCUGAAGAUGAAAGUGACAAGUUGAUAACCAAGCUUGAACCGAUGGAGAGGGAGGUCGAGAAUCAUCGGUUAAAGACGAUCCAGCGCGAGCAGCUACGAACCACCUUGGGAGGCAAUGCAGGGGAGGAGGAUGAGAGAGAGCACAUUGCUGAUGAGAAUGCUGCUGACAUUUCUGAACAAGCAGGGGAUUCGGACGCGGUGGGUGAUGAUGAGGUAGUGUUGAUGGAGCAGAGAGACAUGGCGGUGUCGCAGAGCGUGCUAAGCGCGGUGCUGUCUCUAACUGUUGGGAUGAUCGCGUGGGAAGGGAAGGACACGGUGAUGCCGCUGGUGGUGCCUCUCUACACCGUCGUGGGGAUGUCGAUGAGGAACGUGUUGAAGUCCUUCUCGACGAUCAGGAACAAGCCGGCCUACGAUGCUGUUGCUCUCCUCAGCUUCAACUGCUUCAUCCUCGGAACCCUUACUUAUCCUACCUUGCCUAAGGUGGUUCGGAUUCUCGGAUCGCUUGCAUCGACCCAUCUCAGCCGCUUCUUGAAAAGCUAG